AUGGAUGCCUCAUCUUCCUCUUUCCUCUCCGCGAUACAGCCUUCAAAGCUCCUCAUCCGUACCAUGACCAUGCCUAAAUCUUCUGUCACAACCACACCAUCAUUUCUAUCCCCUCAUGUUCCUCUCCUAAAUGUAUCAUCGGUUAGAAUUGAAGAAAAAACGCAAAAUUCAAGUAGUAGUAGUAGAAGUACUUCACGCCCUGCAUCAUCAACGACAUCCUUCCCUGCUGCUGCAACAGAAUCGACAAAGAAAUAUCCUGUAACCAACAGACGAGUACCAGAACCAACCCUGCCCUCCAUGAUGUUCAAUGUAUUGGACGGGCUCAUAAACAGCUUCAUAGACCCUCCGCUUCGGCCAUCAGUGGAUCCUAGAUAUGUACUUUGUGAUAACUUUGCUCCAGUUGACGAACUUCCUCCAACCGAGUGUGAGGUGAUCCAAGGAUCUCUUCCACCAUGCCUUGAUGGUGCUUACAUCCGCAAUGGCCCAAACCCGCAGUACCUCCCUCGAGGACCUUACCACUUAUUUGAUGGUGACGGCAUGCUUCACUCCAUCAGCAUCUCCCAAGGGAAAGCCACUCUCUGCAGUCGCUACGUCAAGACUUACAAAUAUAACAUGGAGCGUGAUGCUGGGGCCCCACUUCUUCCAAAUGUCUUCUCUGGAUUCAAUGGACUCACUGCCUCCGCUGCUCGCGGUGCUCUCUCUGCUGCUCGAAUUCUAGCUGGUCAAUUUAAUCCUGCUAAGGGCAUCGGUCUAGCAAACACUAGCCUGGCUUAUUUUGGCAACAAUCUCUACGCACUUGGCGAGUCGGAUCUACCUUAUGCUGUGCGUUUGACAUCAAAUGGAGACAUACAGACAGUGGGUCGUCAUGAUUUUGCUGGGAAGCUGCUGAUGAGCAUGACUGCUCACCCCAAGAUAGACUUAAAGACAGGCGAGGCCUUUGCUUUUAGAUACGGUCCCCUUCCUCCAUUUCUAACGUACUUCCGCUUCGAUGCAAAUGGAAAUAAACAGCCAGAUGUGCCCAUAUUCUCCAUGACCAGCCCUUCUUUCCUCCAUGACUUUGCAAUUAGCAGCAAGUAUGCUAUAUUUGCUGAAAUACAGAUUGGGAUGAACCCCAUGGAAAUGGUGUUUGGAGGAGGCUCACCUGUGAGUUCGGACGCAGCAAAAGUACCUAGGCUUGGAAUCAUUCCUCGAUAUGCAAAGGAUGAGUCAGAGAUGAAAUGGUUCGAUAUGCCCGGGUUCAACAUCAUACACGCAAUCAACGCAUGGGAUGAAGAGGAUGCCGUAGUCUUGUUAGCGCCAAACAUUUUAUCAGUAGAACACACACUAGAGAGAAUGGACCUUGUCCAUGCCCUGGUUGAGAAAGUGAGAAUAGACUUGAAAACAGGUAUAGUUACAAGAAACCCAGUUUCCGCUAGAAACCUAGACUUUGGGGUGAUAAACCCAGCUUAUCUCGGGAAAAAGAACAGAUUUGUGUAUGCAGCAAUAGGUGACCCAAUGCCAAAGAUAUCAGGGGUGGUGAAGCUGGAUGUGUCCAAAGGAGAGCGGCAGGAAUGCACAGUGAGUAGGAGGAUGUAUGGGCCAGGAUGCUACGGUGGUGAGCCAUUCUUUGUAGCAAGGGAGCCUGAGAAUCCAGAGGCAGAGGAGGAUGAUGGGUACUUGAUGUCAUACGUUCAUGAUGAGAUGGCAGGAGAGUCCAAGUUCUUGGUGAUGGAUGCAAAAUCACCUGAGCUUGAUAUUGUGGCUGCCGUGAAGUUACCUCGGCGGGUUCCUUAUGGUUUCCAUGGACUUUUUGUGAAGGAAAGCGACCUGAAAAAGCUGUAG
This is a messenger RNA of Dovyalis caffra, 1821 nucleotides long. NCBI's taxonomy places the organism in Eukaryota, Viridiplantae, Streptophyta, Magnoliopsida, Malpighiales, Salicaceae. The record is from the annotation of a GenBank genome assembly.